Molecule: messenger RNA, 1735 nt
Organism: Nothobranchius furzeri (turquoise killifish)
Lineage: Eukaryota; Metazoa; Chordata; Actinopteri; Cyprinodontiformes; Nothobranchiidae
Product: ras-related protein Rab-18-B
Biological process (GO): vesicle-mediated transport
Molecular function (GO): GTP binding; GTPase activity
Source: RefSeq, a predicted model, not a curated record
GCGUGAACAAUCAAGGGGAAGGUGCGCAUGCGUACCGCAGACUGUCAUCGGAGUUGUUGGCCGACCGUAGCUCUAAAAACAAGUUAAACAUCUUUAGUGCUCAGGCCAGAGCUUCUCCUGCUAGAAGCUGUGGAAGGAAUAUGGACGACGGCGUGUUGACAACUCUGAAACUAUUGAUAAUUGGAGAAAGUGGAGUCGGAAAGUCCAGCCUCCUCUUGAGGUUCACAGACGAUACUUUUGAUCCAGAGCAGUCCGCUACUAUAGGUGUGGACUUCAAAGUAAAGACACUCUCUAUAGAAGGGAACAGAGCAAAGCUAGCUAUUUGGGAUACAGCUGGACAAGAACGGUUUCGUACUCUGACACCCAGCUACUACCGCGGUGCUCAGGGAGUCAUUCUUGUUUACGAUGUGACGAGGCGUGAUUCUUUUAUGAAGCUGGAAAACUGGCUGAACGAACUGGAAACCUACUCGACGCGCAACGACGUCGUGAAGAUGUUGGUUGGGAACAAAAUCGAUCAAGACGACCGUGAGGUGGACAGAAACGAAGGACUGAAAUUUGCCAGGAAACACUCGAUGCUUUUUAUUGAGGCCAGCGCAAAAACCAAAGACGGUGUCCAGUGUGCCUUUGAAGAGCUUGUGGAGAAAAUCCUCCAGACUCCGGGACUCUGGGAGAGUGAACACCAGGGUCAGGCGUUCCAGCUGAAGGACCAGGAUCCAGGCAGAGGGAGGGCCUGUGGGGGAUACUGUUCUAUACCCUGAAACUGGACUAAAGAAACUUAAAAUAAAACCCUGAUUAAAAGACCUGAGAGAGUGGUAAAGGAUGAGCCUCGUAAAUAUUGAAGAUCUGCUGGAAUGAACGCUGCUGUUUGCACAAUUCAUGUUUUUUUUACCUCACUAAUGUGUUGGAGGGGAAAUUGUGCAGGGAAGGCAUCUCAUUUGUAGAAAUGCAACGUUUUAAAUGAAAUUAACCCUGACAAGGAAGUCACAGGAUGUCUGGUUUGAAUUUAGUUAUUCAUUGCAUCAGGUGCCUGUAGCACAAAGACAUUAAUAGAAAUAAUCCGAGUCCUUUAAUUCCACCUAUCAGGCUAAUUAAAUCCAACAGGUCUGAGUUUGCUCCAUAUUUACUCACAUGGAGACACGCACACAACAUCAAUCUGAGUUUUUAUUAAAACACAGCUUCCUGUUUGGAUUGAAAGCGAUCACUAAAAGCUGUUUAUGCUCGUCCAUUUACUAAUGAAGAGCUCUGAUUUCAUGAACCUGCCCAGAGACCAUGUUGUUUUAUUUACUGACCGUUUCGUUUCAUCAGCUGAUUUGAUGCUCCAGGGUGUCGACUUAUUUUCCAACAUUCUUGCUUCGUCUUUAUUCCAAAUGCGUGAUCCUAUUUGACUUUUUCAUUGAUAGUGUGUGUUAUGUUGACAGCAUCUACUAGUUUGAAAUCACUUAUUCACUUUUUCUGUUUUUUCCUCUUCCGGGUUCUCGCGUUUCUCACACAAACUCGUGUUUUGUUCCUAACAUCUUUCAGAAAUAUUGGAGAUAUUCUGUGAUUUCUUUUCGCUUUUGCUAGAAAUGUUGUUUAACUAGUAAGUUAGCUGCAUUUUUGUGUCGGUCAUAUUCAAGUUGUCAGACUGAAAACCGCCUUUAACGGUGAGAGACGUUAGUCAGAGAUGUGGUCAGUUACUGCUUGAAUUGUUUCAAACUACAAUAAACAACUGCCUGACAAUAUGACCCUCACCCAA